Messenger RNA from Onychostoma macrolepis, 1676 nucleotides. RefSeq names its product lipase, member Ia (gene lipia). Gene Ontology annotation, biological process: lipid metabolic process. NCBI's taxonomy places the organism in Eukaryota, Metazoa, Chordata, Actinopteri, Cypriniformes, Cyprinidae. The transcript has 12 exons. Gene Ontology annotation, molecular function: carboxylic ester hydrolase activity; lipase activity. The record is from RefSeq and is a predicted model, not a curated record. Bases 115 to 1626 code for a protein of 503 amino acids.
CUUGUGUUGAUGCGCGUUCGCGAAUCAGUCUGAAUGAAAAAUAUAAUGGCGUUGAUGGGAAGACUAGUUUAAAAAAGUAGAGAGGGAUUUGAGGAAUGUGACACCUGUAGGUGGAUGUGGAGGGUGGAGCUGUGGACGGGAAGGAGGAGCUGCUCUGUAAGUGUGUCACCUUACUAUUUCCUGGAGUCUUCAGAUGAAUUAUUAAGCGACCCUGACAGUAUAAAGCCUCACUGUCAGACAGAAACCUCUCCUCACUCGUCCAACAUGGUCUGCCCGACGCUCUUUUGGAGGCUCGUGUUUGUGACGCUGAUGUUUGACGCUCACAGAGCUCAGGAGUGUGAGGAGAUGACGGACCUGGAUCUGAAGCACUCUCUGGCCGGGACGUCUCUGAGAGUGAGGUUACUGCUGUACACACGGCCCAAUGUGUCCUGCGCUGAGCUGCUGUCCCACCAAGAGCCCUUCAGAAACCCUCGCUUCAGCCUCAGCUCCCCGACCACCUUCCUCAUCCACGGCUACCGGCCCACCGGCUCACCUCCCAUCUGGCUCACGCAGUUCGUGCAGUUCCUCCUGCAGCGCCGCGACAUGAACGUCAUCGUGGUGGACUGGAACCGCGGAGCCACCAACAUAAACUACUGGAAGGUGGUGGAUAACACACGCAAGGUGGCCGCAAACCUUACCCAGCUCAUCCAGAAGAUGACGGAGAACGGGGCUGAUCUCCGCUCCAUACACAUGAUCGGUGUGAGUUUAGGGGCCCACAUCUCAGGUUUCACUGGGGCCAGUUUUAAUGGAAGCAUCGGCAGAAUAACAGCGCUGGACCCGGCGGGGCCCAUGUUUAACGGUCAACCCCCCAGCGAGCGUCUCGACCCGUCUGAUGCCCAGUUCGUGGAGGUGCUGCACACAGACAUGGACGCGCUGGGCUAUCGUGAUGUCCUGGGUCACAUCGACUAUUACGCAAACGGCGGAGCGGAUCAGCCUGGAUGCCCCAGAACCAUCUUUUCAGGCUCGCAGUAUUUCAAGUGUGACCAUCAGAGGUCAGUGUUUCUCUACAUGAGCUCUGUGAACGGCUCCUGUCCCAUGACGGCGUACCCCUGUGAAUCCUACACACUCUUCCAGGACGGGAAGUGCAUGGACUGCGGGAUGUUCGCGCCGGACGGAUGCCCUGUUUUCGGUUAUGAUUCUGUGCGCUGGAAGGACCGGCUGCUGCAGUUGGGACAAACGAGGACAUAUUUCCAAACUAAUAAAGCAUCUCCAUUCUGCAAGUUCGGUUAUAAGGUUGAUAUUGUCACAUGGAACCAGAAAACACACUGGGGAUAUUUAACAAUUAAAUUAAGCAACGGACAAGAAGAGGCACAAGUUGAACUCAACCAUAAAUCCCUGAUGUUUGAGAGGUUUGUGGAGAGCAGCAUUCUGGCUCAGUUUGACCGAGACGUCCAGCCUGUGAAAGAGAUCACGCUCAAGUUCUGUACGGGGAAAGGAAUCCGUCCGCGCAAGAAACUGCGGCUCCUGAGCAUCCGCCUCACUCCUCUACAGAACAACCUCAGGCCUCUGUGUCGCUACGAUCUUCUGCUGGAGGAAAAUAAAGACGUGGUGUUCAGACCGAUCCCCUGUGAAGACUCCAACUUCUGAUCCAGACUCUCUCUCGGUCCGUUACUGACACGCUGUGCUUCAGAUGAUCU